UAUUGAAAAGCAUAGAAAGUUUGUGGAGGCAACCAACUGGCUCUUUCACACUUCCAAUUUUUUUAAACGGAAAAUAUUCAUGGUUUUUUAAAUAUUUCUUUACUUUCAACUUUUAAAGUCUUCUGUAAUUAAUAUUUAAUUCGUGUCAUAAAUUUAAAGUUUGCAGUUAGUUCAUAAUUCAUAUGGAUAAUUGACUUUAAAACACGAAAUACUAAAUGGCACUACCAGCAUGCAUCGAAGAGGGGACGAUGAAUUCAUCUGACAUGAUGGCGACACCUUUUAUGGCAAUUUCUCGUAGAAGUGGAGGAGGUCGAUCUGAUGAACCCCAAAUCACAAAACAUUGCAUUGGCGAUCCCUCUCGUGCUGGACGUCAUCUUUAACGCUUUGCCUCUCCCAUCAUUGAAAACAGCACGCCUCGUCUGUCAAACUUGGAACGAGGUGGGAACCACCCACCUCGGGAGGAGGUCGGUUCUCGCUGUGGAUAAACUAUUUCCUUGUUGUUCUCUCGGCCCUAUGCCCCCACUCGAUGGAAAACUUGUCCGCCAUAUUUCUUACAACGUGGAUUGUGCAUCUGACGAUUGCAAUACUGAUACAUGUUCAGACAUAACAGGUGUUGAAUGUAUGUCGAAAAAUCUUGGCUCUUUCUUAUCCAGAAUACAAGACGAGCCUCUUGAAGAAAUCCAUUUCCAAGUGUUGGAUGAACUGUGUCCAGUAAUUGCAGAGGCUUUGACCAAUUACCCAUUUGCUAAAUUGACCACCAUCUCCCUCGAUUUAUAUGGGGAAGAUUAUUUCUUCGAUUAUCGCGAAGAAGAGGAUGACAUUAACCCCCUCGAGAAGUAUUUAAUGACUUGGCAAUGUCCUUCAUUUCCUGUUCGGUCGUCCCUAAAGAAGUUGUCCCUUUGGGUAGGAGACGAUGGGAAAAACAAGCCGAUGCCUCAUUUUCGCAACUUGUUUCAAAAGCUAAUAAAUUCCGCUCCAAAUUUGACUCAGUUAAGGAUAGUGGAUAAUUUCUAUCCGGACUUGAGCACAUGUAGAAAACUGGAAGUUUUCGAGUAUGAUGGAUUCCCACUGGGGAUUAACGUAAGAGAUGAACUUCACCCGGCGCAGGCGCAUGAAAUCUACCAAGACGAUGAAACUUAUAAAGGGGGCAAGGUGGUUCAAAUGUUGGAUCAGGUGAAGGAUUCCGUGGUGAAAGUUGUCCUCGGAAGGUUGCCUGAAGAAGAUGUCGAACUAAGACAACAUAAGUCACACGCAAAGGCAUCUCUCUUCAUCCUUCCACGCCUCCCAAAAUUGACUUCACUGUUCGUCCACGCUGUAAACAUUUUCGGUAUGAAGGACAAUUUAAACUCACACCGACUCCCUAAACUGCAAAAUGUCGCGUUAAGAAGCUCCCAUAAAUGUGAAACUGCUCUAGUCGAUCUACUCGAAUCCAUGUCCUCUACAAAUUAUGACAUAACCUCCCUUAGAAUUUGUCUUCCUCCUACUCCUGAUCUGAUUUCUCGAGUACGGACACUUUUUCCUCACGUCAUCAAUCUCGAGUUGGAAACACAUUAUCCGGAGAAGAGGAACCUAACUUCACACGAAAAGGUGAACAAUUUCCAAGAGAUGGUUCAAAUUUUCUACAAUUUUGGGCAGCUUGACCAUUCCAUUGUUCAUGUUACGCUGAGGUGUAAAUUAUUCGACGCUGGGGAAGCAGUGGAAAGCUUGGCACGAAUGAGAGGCCUUAAAACUCUUCAUAUUAUUGCUAAAAGUAAAACGGGAUCGAUCGGACGAUCAAACUUCUUACCAGGGACGCAAGCUGUAUUCUUGUCUUGUGCUGCAAUACCUACCGUAAUAAUGCAUGGACUACUGGUCACUAAACUCACAUUAAACCAGAUGAUGGACUUCAUAAAGGAACACAACCUCCCCAUUAAGCUAGAAGGGACAAGGGUUCAGCAAGCGAAAUGCUGCAUGAUUUUUGACCAUUCCAUCCCUUUCACGGUGCAAUCCAUAUUGGAGACAGGAAAUACAACGGCCAGCAAAUCAUGUAGCACAUAGUGUACCUUCAAUACAAUAUUGCUUGUGUUGUGAGUUAUUAAAUAAAAUUAUAGAUAAUCUUAAUAAAUUUCAUGAAAAGAGAAAAGUGCACGUGGACGAAGAGCAAGUUAUUUGGCGAAGGUGAGACAAAAUCUUUGCGGCAACCAGGAACCCGGUUCUUCUCCGUCGUUGUUGCUGUCUACAAGAAUAUUAAAAAAUAUAUGCAGCAGCUUCAUUCAUUUUAAUUAACUCCUUUAUAAUAAUUGGUUAAUUAAAUCUAUAUACAUACUUAAUAAUCUGACCUGCUAUAGUGUGAAGUAAUCU
Folsomia candida is the source of this 2340-nucleotide messenger RNA. RefSeq lists its product as uncharacterized. The record is from RefSeq and is a predicted model, not a curated record. The coding region runs from base 319 to 2037 and encodes 572 amino acids. NCBI's taxonomy places the organism in Eukaryota, Metazoa, Arthropoda, Collembola, Entomobryomorpha, Isotomidae. The transcript is spliced from 7 exons.